This is a messenger RNA of Cynara cardunculus var. scolymus (artichoke), 2271 nucleotides long. Its product is annotated as pentatricopeptide repeat-containing protein At2g35030, mitochondrial-like. Gene Ontology annotation, molecular function: protein binding; RNA binding. Lineage: Eukaryota; Viridiplantae; Streptophyta; Magnoliopsida; Asterales; Asteraceae. Gene Ontology annotation, biological process: RNA modification. The record is from RefSeq and is a predicted model, not a curated record.
UUGAGUCUGGAUUUGGGAAAUCAUGAAAACGAGGCUUCGAUCUGUUAUGGAAAAUGGGAGCCUUCUCUUUCAGCAAAAUAGCAAGAUAACCCAGUUUGGUAAAUCGGGUAGGGUCGAAGAAGCAUGUAAAUUAUUCAACCAAAUGACUCACCGGAACACUGUCACAUUCAACUCCAUGAUCUCUGCCUACGCCAAAAAUACAAGGAUCAACGAUGCAUUGAACCUGUUUGAUAAAAUGCCUCACCGCAAUCUGGUUUCUUGGAACACCAUGAUUGCGGGUUGUUUGCACAAUGACAGAGUCGACAAGGCACGUCAGCUGUUUGAUCAAAUGCCUCAAAGAGACAUAUACACAUGGACUCUGAUGAUUACUUGCUAUACACGGAAUGGGGAGCUUGAAAAGGCUAGAGAUUUGUUCCGUUUGAUGCCUGAUAAGACAAACCCGGCUUGUUGGAAUGCUCUCAUUUCAGGUUAUGUAAAUCAUAGAAGGCUUAAGGAAGCUAGGCAGAUGUUCGACGAAAUGCCUGUGAAAGAUUUAGUUUCUUGGAAUUCGAUGCUUGGAGGUUAUACCCAGAGUGGGGAGAUGGGUUUAGGUUUAAAGUUCUUCAACGAAUUUCCGGUUAAAGAUGUGGUUUCUUGGAACUUAAUGAUAGCUGGGUUUGUUGAGGUUUGUGAUUUCGAUUCUGCUUGGCGUUUCUUUGAGCGAAUACCAAAUCCGAAUGUCGUUUCUUGGGUCACGAUCUUAUCUGGGUUUGGUAGAAAUGGUCAGAUUAUGGAAGCUAGGAGAUUGUUCGAUCAGAUGCCCGUUAAGAAUGUGGUAUCUUGGAAUGCAAUGUUAGCAGCUUAUGUCCAGAACUCUCAAAUCGAAGAAGCUUUGAGCUUAUUCAAUGAAAUGCCAGAAAAGAAUGCAAUUUCAUGGACUACCAUGAUCAAUGGAUAUGUUCGUGCUGGUAAGCUAGAAGAAGCAUGCCGAUUACUCGAUCAAAUGCCAUUCAAGAACGUCGGUGCUCAAACAGCAAUGAUCUCAGGAUUCACUCAAAACCAAAGGAUCACUGAGGCUCGUGAAAUCUUUAAUCAUAUAAGCAAUCGAGACACUGUUUGUUGGAACACGAUGAUUGCAGGGUACGCCCAGAACGGACUUAUGGAUGAAGCACUCGAUCUUUUUCAACAGAUGGUGAGAAAAGAUGUAGUUUCAUGGAAUACGAUGAUCGCUGGUUAUGCUCAAAUCGAUAAAAUGGAUCAAGCACUGGUUUUGUUCAACGAAACAAAACAUAAGAACAUAGUUUCUUGGAAUUCGCUGAUUUCGGGCUUUGCCCAUAAUGGAUUGUACUUCGAUGCAUUCAAUUAUUUCGUUUCCAUGAUACAAAAGGGUAAUAAACCCGAUGAAUCUACAUACGCUUCCGUUUUAAGCUCGUGUGCAAAUCUAGCAGCUUUUCAACUGGGAACACAAGUUCAUGAUUUAGUUUUAAAGGCGGGUUAUGAGCAUGAUAUCUUUGUUACUAAUUCUUUGAUAACUAUGUAUGCAAGAUGUGGUUGGAUGCUGAGUGCGAAACGGGUCUUCGAUCAUAUGCCACGCACCGACGUAGUCUCAUGGAAUUCUUUGAUUGAUGGGUACGCUCUGAAUGGAUUGGGCAAAGAGGCGGUGAGGGUCAUGGAUGAUAUGGAGGUUGCAGGAGUGAUCCCGGAUGAGGUCACAUACAUCGGGGUUUUAUCUGCGUGUAGUCAUGCUGGCUUGAUCAAUGAAGGGCUCAAGCUUUUUGAAUCGAUGAGUAGAAAGUACUCGAUCGAGGUGUUGCCGGAGCAUGUCGGUUGUAUGGUUGACUUGCUUGGAAGGGCGGGGCGGCUAGAAAUGGCGAUUCAGAUGGUGAAGGAGAUGAAAACAGAUGAUAAUGUGGGAAUAUGGGGUGCUUUGCUCGAUGCUUGUCGUGUGCGUAAGGAUCUUAAGAUGGCUAAAUUUGCUGCAGAGAAGCUUUCGGAGAUCGAACCGGAAGAGGGUUCGAAUUAUGUGGUGCUAUCGAAUAUGAACGCGGAGGCGGGGCGAUGGGAGGUGGUGGAGUCAGUGCGGGAUUCUUUGAAAGAGCGACCAUCGGUGAAGCAACCGGGGUGUAGCUGGAUUGAGGUUCAAAACCGAGUUCACGUUUUCGUAUCUGGUGAUAGAUUGCAGAGCGAAAACGGAAACUUUUGUGGUAACUUGAGGACAUUAACUCACCUUAGCAACGCAGGUGAAACCCUUGUCGCAGUAACAUGAGACCUUCCACCACGGAGACCACCGAU